Messenger RNA from Letharia lupina, 1464 nucleotides. RefSeq lists its product as uncharacterized. The record is from RefSeq and is a predicted model, not a curated record. The transcript is spliced from 2 exons. The coding region runs from base 1 to 1464 and encodes 487 amino acids. NCBI's taxonomy places the organism in Eukaryota, Fungi, Ascomycota, Lecanoromycetes, Lecanorales, Parmeliaceae.
AUGGCGAGUCAGAAUCAGCCACCAAUUCUCUACGAUUGCUAUGCUGUGCAGCCAGUUGACAUCGUUCACGAACCUCCAAUUCUUCAAAAGCUGGUCGUCUCACAAGAUCCUACCCCAACCGAGAAACUCCUCAUCUCAUUGCAGAACAUCAUCAACCAGUACUCCUUGAGACUCAACGAGGUAACCAAGGUGGACGUGUCUGAUAAUUUCGACACACUCCAAGAUCUGUGUCUGUCCGUCGAAAGGCUCCAAACCGAAGCCCAGUCGUCACUGGACAAACGGAAAGCCGAUGUGAAGACGGUAAACAGACAACACGCCGCUUGCGUCACGGUCCUCCAUGACACGAUCAAGUCCUUUCGACCGGCCAGCGAUGUUAGCCCUAUCACGAGAAACAUCGCUGACUGCUCCAAGGAGAUACAGGCACACCUUAGCACUCUGACCUACGCAAUUACUGAUCUCAAGGACCAUGUCGACCAGCUCAACUCCGAUUUAGAUAGACUUCGCUCGAGAGAGCAACAAGCAUGCCUUCAUCGCAACCGGAAUAUCGAGCUCACGGACAAGGUCGUACGCCUGGGGCUCGAAGCAGCGGAACUAAAGGGUACCAAAUCUGACCUAUACUUGCAACUACAGACCUCUCGCAACAGUGGGACUGUGGCCCCCGCCGCUGCUACCAGGUCCAAAAAAGCGGUUAAACGUGUCACCCCCGCCUCCAAAGUCACCAAAAAGACCUCCAACGCAGCCAACAAGGCCAACAAGGCCCCCAAGGCCAAAAAGGCUCCCAAGGCCACCAAGGCCAAAACACCUCCCCCCCGCGAGGACAUCCUCGUACACGACACGUCAUCGGGUACCAUGAGCCCGGACCAGGUGGAUGAAACGCCCCCACCUACUAUCAAAGUAGAUCUUCAAGAAUUGAUAGCCCAGCUAUCCAAGGUCCAAGAGGAGCGAAACAAUCGCCAUCCUCACGAGGGCAGGGUUCAUAAGUCACGCCGCCACCACCGCCGCCACAGCCGCAGUCAUCGUCAUCGUCACUCGAACACAUCGAAUUCGGACUUAUUCGACUCUAAAUCGGACUGGGAGGAAAGAAGAGGGGUUCCCUUUCGUUAUAUAGAAGAUAAGAAGCCCUUUCUUAGUAUUGCUAAAAGGUUCCGAAGUGUGAACGUCAAGUACUUCAAACAAAUCUUCUUCGGGACCUUUAAGACCAAAAAUUUCGCCAAACUAGCUCACAUAUACACUACCCCGGCCAAGGAGGAUAAGGACGUCAAUGGCCAUAACCACAUGAUGCACUGCUUCCAUGUGUACUCGGUAGCCGCUGGCCGCUUUGCACACGUCAGCGUGAAGGAAGGCUUGAAUGAGGCCCUGCAUGCGUAUGCUAUUCGCCUACUACGGCUGCCCAUCACCUACAGAUUUAACUCCAUCCUCGCUUACCACCUCGCCUUUGUUACUGCACGUAUUCAGGGUGAUUAA